This is a messenger RNA of Cicer arietinum (chickpea), 2506 nucleotides long. RefSeq names its product root phototropism protein 3. NCBI's taxonomy places the organism in Eukaryota, Viridiplantae, Streptophyta, Magnoliopsida, Fabales, Fabaceae. The record is from RefSeq and is a predicted model, not a curated record. Gene Ontology annotation, molecular function: protein binding.
AAAAAGAAACAAGAAACUCAUAAUAACAUCAUUCACUAUUAAUACUCUUUUUACUUGAGUAUAUCCCAUUUCAUCACAGCCUGUAAUAAUAACAUAAUUCCAACCAUCCCAUGUGGGGUUCCUCCUCUCUUUUAAUCUUUUAUAUAUUUUUGGUUUUGAUUCUUAGUUAAAGUUACUUUCCUUAUAAAAUUUUAUAAACAGUACAUUCUGUGAAUCUGGUUUUUUUCCAUUCAUCCAAUCAAGCAUGUGGGAAUCAGAGAGUGAUUCAGCUGCAAGACAUGAAUAUGGUGAUGGAAUUCUCACUUCAAGCAAGCAUGGUGUCCCAACUGAAGGAUUUAUUCAAAGAGGUCACUCUUGGUAUGUUGCAACUGAUAUUCCAAGUGACAUUCAAGUUCAAAUAGGAGAAGCUAACUUCCACUUACACAAGUAUCCUCUUAUAUCUCGAAGUGGAAAGCUGAGUAGAAUCAUAUACGAAUCGCGCGAACCGAAUUUGAAUAAGAUAGUUAUGGAUGAUAUACCUGGUGGAUUUGAGGGUUUUGAACUUGCAGCAAAAUUCUGCUAUGGAAUUGCUGUUGAUUUAACAGCAGGAAACAUCUCUGGUCUAAGAUGUGCUGCUGAGUACUUAGAAAUGACAGAAGAUUUAGAAGAAGGAAAUCUUAUAUUCAAAACAGAAGCAUUUCUUAGCUAUGUUGUUUUAUCAUCAUGGAGAGACUCAAUAGUAGUGUUGAAAAGUUGCGAAAAGCUUUCGCCUUGGUCUGAAAAUCUUCAAAUUGUUCGCCGAUGCAGCGAGUCUAUAGCUUGGAAAGCUUGUGCUAAUCCAAAAGGGAUAAGAUGGUCUUACACUGGAAGAACAGAAAACAUUUCAAGUCCAAGAUGGAACAACAAUAACAAUGACAUAAUCAUCAAAGAUACAAGUCCAAAUAGGAUUCGUCAUCAACUUGUUGUUCCUCCUGAUUGGUGGUUUGAAGAUGUUUCAAUCUUAAGGAUUGAUCACUUUGUUAGAGUCAUUACUGCUAUUAAAGUAAAGGGUAUGAGAUUUGAGUUAAUUGGUGCUGCAAUAAUGCAUUAUGCAACUAAAUGGUUACAAGGAUUAGUUACUGACACAUCAAUUUUAUGUGAUGAAAAAACAAGUAAUUGUAGUAUUAGUAACAGUAACAAUAACAAUAGUACUACUAGUAGUAGUGGAAAUAGUUGGAAUGAAAAUGGACUUCACAUGAUUCUGGUUGGAACUAGAGAUGAAAAUUCAAAUCUUCAAGCUAAAGAACAAAGAAUGAUCAUUGAGAGUCUUAUAAGCAUUAUUCCACCUCAAAAGGAUAGUGUUUCAUGUAGCUUCCUUCUUAGGCUUUUGAGAAUGGCAAUAGUGUCAAAAGUUGCACAUGCUUUGGUUACUGAAUUAGAGAAAAGGGUUGGAAUGCAAUUUGAGCAAGCUACAUUAUCUGAUCUAUUGAUUCCUUGCUAUAAUAAAGGAGAGACAUUGACAAUGUAUGAUGUUGAUCUUGUUUUGAGGUUACUAGAGCAUUUUCUAGUACAAGAACAAACUGAAAGUUCUAGUCCUAAAAGAAUGUCAUUUUCUGAAAAACAUAUGGCAUGUAACCUUAAUGCUAAAGCAAGAGUAGCAAGGCUUGUUGACAGUUAUCUUACAGAAGUGUCUAGAGAUAGAAACCUUUCUUUGACAAAGUUUCAGGUGCUUGCAGAAGCUUUGCCUGAGUCAGCUAGAACCUGUGAUGAUGGACUUUAUAGAGCUAUUGAUUCCUAUCUUAAGGCACAUCCAACACUUUCUGAGCAUGAAAGGAAAAGACUCUGCCGUGUAAUGGACUGUCAAAAACUCUCAAUUGAUGCAUGCAUGCAUGCUGCACAAAAUGAAAGGCUUCCAUUAAGAGUAGUAGUACAAGUUCUAUUUGCAGAACAAGUUAAAAUAAGCAAUGCACUAUCCAACACUUCCUUAAAAGAUGUUAAUGAAUCUUUCACACAACCAAUGGUUAUAACAAACAGAAAAACACUUCUUGAAGGGACACCACAAUCAUUCCAAGAAGGUUGGACAGCUGCUAAAAAAGAUGUCAAUACACUAAAGUUUGAGCUUGAGAGUGUGAAAGCCAAAUAUUUGGAGCUUCAAAAUGAUAUGGAAAAUUUGCAGAAACAAUUUGAUAAGAUGUUAAAGCAGAAACAAAGUUCUGCAUGGAGUAGUGGUUGGAAGAAAUUGAGCAAACUUACAAAGAUGACAACUGUACAGAAUCAUGAUGAUGUUUUACCUCAUAAUGUUGAAGCUUCUGCAGAACAGAACAGAAAGACUACUAGAAGGUGGAGAAAUUCAAUAUCUUGAUAAAAGAUUAUGAGAAAUUGUUUCUUAUGUGUUACCACUUUUUUCUUUCUUGUAUCUUGUCACCAAGUUAAUCACAUUUUUCGAGUGUGAAUUUUACUGUCACUUCAAUCACAAAAAUGAUUUUGCUAAGUUACAUGUAAUCUUUAAAUGUGUCUUUAACUAGUGAUAACCGUUGUUUAUACGUCA